Messenger RNA from Exophiala xenobiotica, 2531 nucleotides. RefSeq lists its product as uncharacterized. The transcript has 4 exons. Gene Ontology annotation, molecular function: transmembrane transporter activity. The coding region runs from base 777 to 2531 and encodes 584 amino acids. The record is from RefSeq and is a predicted model, not a curated record. Lineage: Eukaryota; Fungi; Ascomycota; Eurotiomycetes; Chaetothyriales; Herpotrichiellaceae. Gene Ontology annotation, biological process: transmembrane transport.
UGACUGUGUCCUGCGAAACCAUCUCCUGCCCCAAAUCAUCUCCCAGGCAAAUGCGAGGGUCACAGUCCUAUGCAGAGUACUGAAUUCCACACUGGAUUGCUCUGUAUGACCAUUUGACUGGGUUGAAGAUCUUUUCACAAGAUGGAACAAUCUCGGCGUCGACUUGGUCGUUCUGAUUCUGUUCAGUGGUCUCAACCAUUCAGACAUCGACCAUUCCCUCGGUCUGCUUCAACUAGGCCAUCCCUGAAUCGAAGUCGAGAUGAAAACUUUGAGACCUCGGAGACCCCCAGCGUGAAGACCUUUGAAGAUGUCAAGGCUCAGCUGGACAGUCGAGGAGUUGAUACGAGACCCAUAACUGCGGCUUCAUGAACUCAUUCCUUUUAAAGCCACGCGAUACCGGGCCGCAGAGAGAUAUAGUCAAACGCUUCACGUCAACGCCGAUUACCGUUUCGGACCGCGAAAUAGCCCAGAUUUUCCGCACCAAGAGGUCGCGUAAUUCGGAUGGUCUCCAGAAAGGGUCUGUCUGUUACUAUCGCUCACGGUCCAUCACAAAAAAGGAACUACAAUAAUAAUCGAUGGAUUGAAGCAAGAUGGUUUCGGUUUCCCACAACUUGAAAGCUGGAAGUUCCAGCUUAAAGGGAUGCAAGAAGAUGAAAGAGUCUGGGUUCGAUACGUAGGGCAGAACCACCUCCUUUACUCCAUUUCAGCCGCUCCUCUUCUCCUUAACUUCGCCUCCCAUCUUCAGAAUCAUUCCGAUCUCUCCUGUUGUCGACUAUAUGCCUACCACGACUGUCACCAUAGACCCAUCGAUCCAUAGUAGCAGAGUCAGCAGCAGCAUUGACCUGGACAACUCCGCCAACGCACAACGGCAUCAGCAACACCGACACCAAAACCAGCGCGUCUUCCCAAGGGAAGUCGGCGGCAAUGUCUCCCGUUUGGCACUGCUAGAAGACGACACCCUUUCUCCUCCCGCCGAAACUAAACCCUUCAAGCCCACUCGGCGCUUCUGGCUGCUUAUGCUGUCCAUUUCGGCCAUGUCUCUUUGCGGGUCUGUUGAGGGCACUAUCGUGGUCAACGCCUUGCCCACGAUCGUCGCAGCCUUGGCCGGUGGUAACCUGUACCUUUGGGUGCCAAAUGGUUUCUUCCCGGCUUCCAUUGCAGGACUCCCGCUGUAUGCCCAUUCAAGCGACAUCUUUGGCCGCCGGAAUGUGCUGCUGGGUGCGGUCUCGCUAUUCGUCCUCGCCUGCGCCCUAGACGGUGCCAGCAAAUCGAUGGUUAUGCUCAUCACUGCCCGCACCCUCCGAGGGGUGGGCAGUGGGGGACUCGACACACUGACCGAGACCACCAUUCUGGACCUGGUGCCGCUGCGCGACCGAGCAAAGUAUCUGUCGUACGUGUCUAUUGGCACUACCCUCGGCUACGUUGGAGGACCCUUCCUAGGUGGGCUGAUCGUUGUGAAGAUAGGCUGGCCCUGGGUCUUCUAUCUCAAUGCCAUCCUCGGCGGCGUUGCAUUCGUUAUGUUUUUCUUCUUUCUUCACGUCAAGCACCGACGUGUCAUGUUUUCCAGCGUCAAGCGGAUUGAUUUCGGCGGCAACGCCAUCUUUAUCGGCGCCGUUGUUGCCGUGCUGCUGGCGCUGACCUGGGGCGGACCUGUGUAUUAUUGGAACAGCGCCCAGAUCCUUGUACCCCUUAUGCUCGGUCUAUUGGGCCUCUUGGCCUUCAUCGCUUUUGAAGCCUUCGUUUCCGCGCGCAAUCGUUUCCAAUCGCACCUCAUCAGCGGUCCUUACUAUGACACUGGUCAACUGGAAGCCAUGUACGCCCCCUUCUACUUCUUACCUGUCUACUUUCAAGGCGUGCUUGCGAGAUCCCCACUGGAUUCCGGGAUUGCUCUUGCUCCCAUCUCCGCCGCGGUUGUUCCUUUUGCGGUUGUUUCUGGCAUCCUGCUAUCUAAGGUAAGCAAAUAUCGACCGAUCCAUAUUUUCGGCUGGUCUGCCAUGCUUGUCGCCGUUGGUCUAUGCAGUACUCUCAAUCGUCAUUCCUCGACCGCAGCGUGGGCAUGCUUUGAAAUCUUGGGUGCCACGGGUCUGGGCUCGCUAUCCAUAUCACUACUACCAGCUCUGCAAGCGCCACUCGAGGAGCGCCAUGCCGCGACUUCUGUGGGCAUUUACAGCUUUGCCCGGGGAUUUGGCGCCAUCUGGGGCUUCACCAUUCCAUCAGCUCUCUUUAAUAACGUCUUUGACCGCACGCCCCCCGACGGUGAGGCCUACCAGCUCGCGACUAGAGCCUUCCUCGAUUCCAUGCAGCCUUCGGAUAACUUGGUCCGAGAACAAGUUAUUUCCAUCUUCGAACACGCUAUUCACGUCGUCUUCUAUGUCUUGGUGGCUUUUGCCGGCCUUGGCCUGCUUCUGGUGUUGCUGGAAAACAAGGUCCCGAUGCGGACGGAGAACAAUACUGAAUUUGGCAUAGAGGAAAGAAACGAUGGCCAGCAUGAGGGCCGUGUCGAUAAUGGUGACGGGGAGGUCGCGGCGUAA